UUGGGAAUAUUUUUCUAAUAAAAUGUUUCUUAUGAAUACAAAACACAGACGGCAGAUAUGCAAGAGACACCUCUUAUCAAAAUGGAGAACUUUCACACCAGCAGAACAGAAGAGAUUGUCCAACUGGUCAGUGAGAGCAGUGAGACGGUUGUGCCAGAACCAGGUUCUUCAUCAUCUACUGAAACCACAGACCCUCUGGACCAGCAGGGCAACAGACACAGAGCUCCAGACACUUCACUCAAUAUAGAACCUGAAAACCAGACGUUCCAGCAUCCAGCAUCACAAUACAACAGAGCGAGACAGGACCAUCAGGUUGCUGAGUGUGUGACCUGGGAAACUGACCAUCAACCCAUAUCAUACAGCCUGUCUCAAUGGACAGAGAACCAAGAGACUGACAACCGAACUGUGAAUGCUCCUCACAAUGCAGGGCCAGACUCCAAUAGGCUGUCUGGACAUCCAGAGAGGAGAGGGGUGUCUGGUAACUCUGGGGUCUGCAUGUCUGCUUUGGGCUCUCUGGACUGGGUGUCUGAUGUGGUGAUGGUGGACUCAGUUCCCAUUAAAGUGGAGGCAGAUAUGAGUUCAGAAUGGAGCAUAACUGGCCAAGAGGUGACAUCUGGAGAGGUCUGUUCAGACAGCAGGCAGCUUGUGGACAACAGAGGAAGAGGGGGAAUGGAGUCUGGACAGACAAAGUGUCCCUCUGACACUCAACAUCCAGAGCAAGGGACAACUGUAGGAUCAAGGUCCAAGAUGCCAGAUUUCAACGGACUGUCCUCCCUAAACAGCUUUUCAUCCCCAAGGGUUACCCUCCACCAGGUUCCCCAAAGAAGGAAGCCAGCCCACUUCCCAAAUUUCAACAGAGGCUCCACUUCUUCAUCAAAAGCCAUAGAAAAGCAGCCACAACAGCUAACGUCUCACUCCACCCAGAGGCAGCUCCGGUGUAGCCUCUGCGGAAAGCCCUUCCCCCAGCCGGCGCACCUGCGGAGGCACAUGCGGGUCCAUACGGGGGAGAAACCGUACGGCUGCAGCCACUGCACCAAGCGCUUUUCCCACAGCCACCAGCUGAAGAUGCACGAAAGGGUGCACACCGGAGAGAAACCGUUUCAAUGUGUCUACUGCGGGAAGUCCUUCACCCAGUCCGGCAACAUGAAGAAGCAUCUCCUCGUCCACACUGGUGGCAGGCCACAGGACAUUGGGCUGCCCUAAGUGGAGUUUUUCUACACAAUGUGACCAGACCAGGGAAAAACUGGUCUCCCCCCAUAGUUUCUAUUCCCUCUUGUCUAGUUCUUCUUCCACCCUAGUUGUAAGGGGAAUGGCGCCACACUACUGUGGUUUUCAUAUGAACACUGGGUCCAUGUGUUUUUAACAGUUUGGAUAGAUACCACAUUGAACGCUACCCUCUGUGUGUAGUGGUUGUUUUCAGUUCAGCUGACCUUGAUGCUUGGUCCAGAGUGGACUGAUAAUGUAUAUUAUUAAAGGUGAAGAUUUUAAA
This is a messenger RNA of Salmo salar (Atlantic salmon), 1489 nucleotides long. NCBI's taxonomy places the organism in Eukaryota, Metazoa, Chordata, Actinopteri, Salmoniformes, Salmonidae. The record is from RefSeq and is a predicted model, not a curated record.